Molecule: messenger RNA, 1428 nt
Organism: Encephalitozoon cuniculi GB-M1
Lineage: Eukaryota; Fungi; Microsporidia; Unikaryonidae
Exons: 1
Coding region: 1-1428 (475 amino acids)
Biological process (GO): phenylalanyl-tRNA aminoacylation
Cellular component (GO): cytosol; cytoplasm; phenylalanine-tRNA ligase complex
Molecular function (GO): tRNA binding; phenylalanine-tRNA ligase activity; ATP binding
Source: RefSeq, marked provisional
AUGACUGCAGUAGCGCAAAAGAUAAUAGAGAAUUUGAAAAUGCAGGACGAGGUAAGAUCUUCUGACAUAGACGCACCCUACUCAGAGAUACACGGGGCCUUGAUAAGUCUUGAGAGCAGGGGGAUAUGCAACGUGAAGAUGGAGGAAUCAUAUGAGGAGGUACUAACUCCGGAAGGCGAGGAAGUGGAAAGAAGUGGGAGCCAGGAGUAUCUGUUGCUUGAAUCAAUAGGAGAAGACGGUAUGAGUAUUGAGGAGCUAGAAAGGCAUAGCCUUGGGAAAAUGAAUGCCUUUAGGAAUAAAUGGAUAAGGAGAGAAGGGAACAGGGUUUUCAGGAAUGUGGAGAGUAUUGAGGAUACGGUUCGAAACAUGGUGAUCAGCAUGAAGAGGGGAACAGCAAGCGCUGAGGAAGUUGAGGCACUAAGGAAGAGGAAGCUGGUAUCCAGAAGGAAGAAGAUUGUAUUUAUAGCCACUAAGGGGCCUAUGUUCUUUGACAACACUUCAUAUGUCACUGAACUAACGUCUGAGAUGGUCCUCGAUGGAUCCUAUAGGGACCUAAGCUUCAAGCAUUAUAACUUUAAUGCCGAAGGAAAUGCUCCCCAAUGUGGAUCGAUUCAUCCUCUUAUGAAGAUAAGAGAAGAUUUCAGAAGAAUAUUUAUUGAGCUAGGGUUUAGUGAGAUGGCAACCAAUCAGUAUGUGGAGUCAUCCUUCUGGAAUUUCGAUGCGUUAUUCCAGCCCCAGAAUCAUCCAUCCAGAGAUGCACACGAUACUUUUUUUCUUCUGAAUCCAGAGCUAAGCACGGACUUUCCCUCGGAUUAUCUCAAAGAGGUUGGGGAGACCCAUCGCGGAGGAAAAUAUAACUCGUUGGGAUACAUGAGUAACUGGGACAUUAAGGAGGCACAGAAGAACAUCUUGAGAACGCACACAACGUCUGUCAGUGCUAGAAACCUGUAUAGACUUGCAAAGAAGGAAUUCAAGCCAGCAAAGCUCUUCUCGAUUGACAAGGUCUUCCGAAAUGAAACUGUUGAUGCAACGCACCUCGCCGAGUUCCAUCAAGUGGAGGGACUAGUCGUUGGUAAGGGCUUGAACUUAACUCAUCUAAUGGGGAUUCUUCGGGAGUUCUUCAACAGACUGGGGAUGGGCGACAUCCGAUUCAAACCUGCAUUCAAUCCAUAUACUGAGCCUUCGAUGGAGGUGUUUGGGUAUCACAAGGGAAUGGACCGGUGGAUAGAGGUUGGAAACUCCGGGGUAUUCCGGCCGGAAAUGCUAAGGCCAAUGGGCUUUGAUUCUGAUGUGAGUGUUGUUGCAUGGGGGCUAUCUCUAGAAAGACCUGCCAUGAUAAAGUACGGGCUAAAGAAUAUCCGAGAACUUGUUGGGCAUAAGGUUGACAUUGAGUUUUCAAGGAAAAGUGAAAUAUGCUUCUUCGAUUAA